AUUUGUCAGAUAUUUUCUUAACGUGAAGAGAAGCAUUUGUGCAAACUACUACUACUACAAAGACAGAGAGAGAGAGAGAGAAGAAGAAGAAGAAUCUUGAGAAGUUGAGCCUCCUAUAAAGCGUGAAUCUCUCUCUCUCUCUCUCUCUCUCUCUCUCUCUCUCUCUCUCUCGCAUCACCGGGAAGAUCUCGCGGCGGCGGUGGUGGUGACAGUUUGACCAGAGAUGGCGGCGGAGAAUGAGAAAAAAUCUUCUUCAGCAGUCUCCGAUAUGGGAGCUUGGGCUAUGAAUGUGAUAAGCUCCGUUGGGAUUAUCAUGGCGAAUAAACAACUAAUGUCUUCUUCUGGUUUCGCAUUUAGUUUCGCUACGACUCUCACCGGAUUCCACUUCGCUUUAACCGCAUUGGUCGGUAUGGUCUCGAACGCUACUGGACUCUCUGCAUCGAAGCAUGUACCUAUGUGGGAGCUUAUUUGGUUCUCCAUUGUUGCUAAUGUCUCUAUUGCUGCUAUGAAUUUUAGUCUCAUGCUCAAUUCCGUUGGCUUUUACCAGAUCUCGAAGCUGAGCAUGAUCCCUGUGGUAUGUGUCAUGGAAUGGAUACUACACAGCAAGAGAUACUCAAGAGAAGUGAAAAUAGCUGUGGUGGUUGUUGUUGUAGGUGUUGGUAUCUGUACUGUGACUGAUGUUAAGGUUAAUGCCAAGGGUUUUAUUUGUGCUUGUGUUGCUAUUUUCUCCUCAUCUUUGCAGCAAAUUUUAAUAGGUUCCCUGCAGAAGAAAUAUUCAAUUGGGUCUUUUGAGCUAUUGAGUAAAACAGCGCCGAUUCAAGCUCUUUCCCUCCUUGUUGUUGGUCCUUUGGUUGAUUAUCUCCUUAGUGGGAAGUUCAUUAUGAACUACAGUAUGUCUUCCGGUUGCUUUCUAUUCAUCCUUCUCUCAUGUGCUCUAGCUGUCUUUUGCAACAUAAGCCAGUACCUUUGUAUCGGGCGGUUUUCAGCGGUUUCUUUCCAGGUUAUAGGUCACAUGAAAACUGUGUGCAUCCUCACACUAGGAUGGGUCCUAUUUGAUUCUGCAAUGACUUUCAAAAACGUAGCGGGCAUGAUUGUUGCUAUUGUUGGAAUGGUAAUCUAUAGUUGGGCUAUGGAAUUGGAGAAGCAGUCUAAUAUUGCUGCAGCAAAGGCGUUGAACAGUGUGAAACACAGCUUAUCAGAAGAAGAGUUUGGACUUUUGAAGGAAGGUGUAGAAACUACACAAUCGAAAGAUGUUGAACUUGGCUACACAAAAGGUUAGGAAGAUGGAUAGAGAAACAUAGUCUUCAGGUACAAUUUGUUCUGUUAUAAUAUGUGUAUGUGUUGUGUUAUCUAAACCAAGAGAUCGGAUCCGCAGAGAUUAGUCUAGGCUUCGAUCUAAAGUUUACUUGGUUAUACAAAUGUUUUGUGUUAUUUAUAUCUCUACUCAAUUCCAUGGAAAAUAACUUCAAUCACCAUAUGUUUUUGUUUUACAAAGAACUCAAAGAGUAUAUUCCUUUAUCUUU
Molecule: messenger RNA, 1523 nt
Organism: Camelina sativa (false flax)
Lineage: Eukaryota; Viridiplantae; Streptophyta; Magnoliopsida; Brassicales; Brassicaceae
Product: UDP-rhamnose/UDP-galactose transporter 3
Source: RefSeq, a predicted model, not a curated record